UAUAGUUUGCUUUUCACAAAAAUAAACAUAAUAUCAAAACUUCUUUUACUAUUAUGCUUCAAUCUGAAUCAACUAUUAACAAUAAAUAUACCUUAAAUAUACAGUAUAUUGUUUCUUUAGUUUCCACUUCUUUGAAAAAAUAAACAUCAAGUAUUAUUUAUCUUUCAGGAGUUUUAUAAAAGGACCCCCUCCCUUUUUUUUUUUUUUUUUUUUGCCAUUUCAGUGCAUUUCCACCAAAAUAGUAAAAAUUGAUUCAAUUCUUUUUGGAAAUGGGUUGCAGUUUCUAUGUGUAGUUUUGAAAAUGUCUGCAAGUGUCCAUUUCUUUUAAACAGAUAUUUGUUAUCCUCCAUAAUCUGAAAAAAAAAUCAUACCUCAUCCACUAUGGGGAGACUCGGCAUUUGCAUAUAGUAUGCUGAGACCAUAUUUGCCCCAUAGACCACUAGUUUCCCACUCCCAACUCAUCAUUUUUAUUUACCACAUGUUUAAAAAUUUAAAAAAAUAUUAAUGUUUCACAAUACAUAAAAACUAAUACAAGGUAAUAAAUAGCAGAAGCAGGAAAGAAAAAGAAAGAAAGAAAGAAAGAAAGAAAGAAAGAAAGAAAGAAAGAAAGAAAGAAAGAAAGAAAGAAAGAAAGAAAGGAGAAGAUUCCGAUUUCCUUUGCAACAAAUAUUCUUAGCCUUCUUCUAAGCUGAUUGGCAAUUAGGGUGAGCUGAAAAUGAUGACAAAAAGCACUUACUAUCUAUCAACUGUCACAAAGAACAAUGAUAAAAAUUCACACAGAAGAUAAACUGUCCCUUAUUAAAAUUUAAAUGUGACACCGGAGAAGAAGAAUGAGAAUGACUACUUUCUUUUGACUCCCAGCAGCAUGUCAGGGUACAUACCCAGUUAUUUAGACAAGGAUGAGUUAUGUGUUGUUUGUGGUGACAAGGCCACUGGAUAUCACUAUCGUUGUAUCACUUGUGAAGGUUGCAAGGGUUUUUUCCGAAGAACAAUUCAAAAAAAUCUUCAUCCAACUUACUCCUGUAAAUAUGAAGGAAAAUGUGUGAUAGACAAAGUCACAAGAAACCAGUGCCAGGAAUGUCGCUUCAAGAAAUGCAUCUAUGUUGGCAUGGCAACAGAUUUGGUGUUGGAUGACAGCAAACGACUAGCAAAAAGAAAACUGAUUGAAGAAAAUCGGGAGAAAAGACGUCGAGAAGAAUUACAGAAAACAAUAGGAGUGAAACCUGAACCAACUGAUGAAGAAUGGGAGCUUAUUAAAAUUGUUACAGAAGCACAUGUGGCCACAAAUGCACAAGGAAGUCACUGGAAACAGAAGAGGAAAUUUUUGCUGCCAUGUGAAGAUCAAAUUAUACUUCUGAAAGGUUGUUGCAUGGAGAUCAUGUCCCUCAGAGCAGCAGUGCGUUACGACCCAGAAAGUGAGACAUUAACACUAAAUGGAGAAAUGGCAGUAACAAGAGGCCAGUUGAAAAAUGGGGGUCUUGGUGUAGUAUCAGAUGCCAUUUUUGACUUGGGUAUGUCGCUAUCAUCAUUCAACCUUGAUGACACAGAAGUUGCUCUUCUUCAGGCUGUACUGCUGAUGUCUUCAGAUCGCCCAGGUCUUGUCAGCAUUGAAAGAAUAGAAAAGUGUCAAGAAAGCUUCCUCUUGGCAUUUGAACACUAUAUUAAUUACAGAAAGCACCAUAUUGCACACUUUUGGCCAAAACUGCUGAUGAAAGUGACGGACCUACGAAUGAUCGGAGCCUGCCAUGCUAGCCGCUUCCUGCACAUGAAGGUGGAAUGCCCCACAGAACUCUUUCCUCCUUUGUUCCUGGAAGUAUUUGAGGAUUAAAAAGACUGGAAAGAUUCUCAGAGAUUCUAUAGCACUACUGGGUGUAAUUUCAUUCCAUUGCCUAGUUUUUUCUUCUUACUUUUGGUCCAUUCCCAUUUUGUACCACCUUCUUUGGAGGAUAAUUUUUAAUAGGCAUGAAUGAAUGAAGAUAUCCCUUCAAUGCGGGUACUUGUCACAAUUGCAUUUUUUGUGUGUCCAUUACUCCUUUCGAUGUGAAUCCUUCAAGAGUUUAACCUCAAGAAUUUUAAGUUUAUUCACCAGCACUCAGGCGACCCAUGUUUAUAUUGAUUGUUUGGAGUGAUAUGGGUAAAAUAUAAAUAAAUUGAGGAAGCAAGAAAAGGAUAGAUAAAUCCUGCCAUAUUUUAUACAGUAUUAACUUACUUCUAGACAUGAGACUUCUGCUGAGGAAUUCAGAACAAUCUAGCAAGUGUUAAUCUUGCUGAAGAUCAAAUGCAAUCAGUUUGCAGUUAUAUACAACUUGAACUAUAAUUCAGAUAUAUUGAGUUCAUUGCAGUGUUCUCCCAGAUAACCAUGUAGAGGAUUGCAACUUUAGCUAUGUCUAAUUUCACCUUGCCAUGCUUAAAAAUAGAUAGUUUUAUCCAAGUAAAACUUCCCACCAUAAUCAUAAUUUCAUCAUCAUUUUCAGGUUGUUAUGAGUAUUUUAGACAUUCAAUUCCAGGUAAUCCUCAGUUAAUAGCUGCCCUGUUUAGCAAGUGUUCAAUUAUAGAGACACUGAAAAAGUAACUAUGAUUGGUCCUUGCACUUAUGACCAUUGCAGCAUCCCCACGGUUAUGUAAUUGAUAUUUGAGUUCUUUACAAUGAACACAGCAGCCCACAAUCACAUGGUUGCUAUUUGUGUCAGCUUCUAUUAAGCAGAGUUAAUGAAAAAGCCACCAGUAAAAUCACAAGUCGCAGUUGUGUGAUAUCUUGCUUUAAUGACCAUGGGUGAUUUGCUUAGCAGCGUGAGUGACACCUUAAAUCCAGCAGUUAUGUGAUGCUUUGCUUAAUCACCUGAUCCAAAUUGUGGUUGUUUAGUGAGGACUACCUUUGUAAAAAGCUCCAGAAUGCAGCCAGUCCUAUUUUUCCCCCAGGUGAACAUAGCUUCUCAUUUCCUCUUAUUCAGUCCAAAACUAAAAACAAUACAGGAAGAAAUAAGUACAUUUAAAAUUUCCACAGAGCCAAGGCCCUUGAUCUCUUUUCUUCUUUAUGGUAAUUUGGAUACAUUAGAGACAUAGUUAACUAUAUUUCUGCCACUUGCCCAAAAUUAUUUUGAGUUAGUAGCAAGACAUACUACUACUAUUCUUAGUUAUUUUGUGCCCUUGCCUUUUAUAUGUUUUUAAAUAUUCACAUGAUAAUGGCUUUAAGGAUUCCCCCUGGUUCAUCCAUUUUGUCUCUACUAGUGCCUGCAAUUCCUAAACCAUAAAACAUGUGCAAUGAAUUAUUUCCAAUUUAAUACAGAAAGGUUUUCUCUGUCUUUUCCCCCAACUCAACAAAAAUUAAUUCCAGUUAUCUGUAAUAAACCUGUUUUGUAUAGUCAUAUAUCUUUUUUCUACCUGUAUACCCUCACCCUUUCAGUGACUGUAAAUCAGUAACCUGAAUCCGAGGAUUUGUGAAUCUCAUUUUAUAUAGCCAAGAGAUAUGGGCCUUUAACUUUUUGUGAACAAAGUGUCACAUGCUAUGACAUGGAAAUCCGUUUCAAGAAAAAAGAUUUGACAGAAUGUAAAUUGUUAUGGUACGGUCAAGCUUUUGGAUCUUAUUCCAAAUGAAUAGCUAAAAUUCUAGAUUCCAAAUCAUUUUAUCCUCUUUAGUGGUGUUGCACUCAGGUAGACUGUCACUAUGGACAACAUUUGAAUUAUAAUAUUGUUUUCAGACAUCUUCAUUCCAUUGACAACAGAAGUCUUUUCAAUGUAUAUGCACCCAAUAGUCUCCCAUUCAUGACCACAGUUCAGUGCAGGGUUAGGUGUAUUGCAUUUAAGUUAUUUUUAAUGGUUUAAAUACACUUGAUUUACAAUCUACAAAUGGUAGUCCUUGUCAGUAAAUGCCAAACCAUGCAGUAAAACUUUCAGUCUAUAUGAAUUACAGAGAAGAAAUUCUUCUUAAUGGCAGGCUGACUUCAGUGUUUUAGUUUUUACAAAACAAAUAUCAACAUUCCAGAUUGGUUUCUGUAAAACAGUUUUGGUUCUAUAACAACCUAAAUCAAGAUGUCAGUGAAUUUGCCUUAACAAGGAUUGUUUUUCUUCUAGAUGAUAUCUUCUAUGGUAGGGGUCCCCAGUCUGUGGGCUAUGACCCUUUACCAUGGUCUAUUCACAACCAGGCUGUAUGAACAGUGAGCCAGCGCAUGUGUGCAGCCCCACUCACAUGAAUGAGUUGUAUAAGCACUCACAGUCCCACUCACGUCAGUGGUGGACACCAGCACUUGCAGCUCUACGUGCAUGAGUUCCACACAAAUGAAGCUGUGUGUAUGUGCAUGCUUGCACCUGCCCCUCCCCAUGCUGAGCUGCCAACCUGGAAAGGUUGGGGAAUGCUGUUCUAUGGGGCUUCAUGGUUAAGGGUUGAAUCAUGUUCCUUUGAUAAACUAGGUAUGCAUACAGAUUUGGCAUAUAAGGAUAUUGUCAUUGGAGAGAUUUUUAUAGACUAUGCAGUUUCUUAUCUUAUACAAUUUUCUGAUAAUCUAAACAUUUACAUAAUGUCAGAAUUGUCUACUAGCUUGAGAUCUCUAAAAAUGAUUGUCCAAAAACAUAGUUGAAUUGACUUGAAUUGUUUUUCCCAAUAUGAUCAUAUCUUUCUAGCCAAAAUAUCUGUCAAGAAUUUUGGUGGCAAUCAGCCCAUUUGGUAAGAAAACAAAUGAAAAUGUACUAUAUUAUAUGUUCAAUUCUGCCUUCUCAGAAUUUGGAGGUGUCCAGAAGACUGGAUGUUUUCAUAAAAAUAAUGAUAGCAUUGUACUAUUGCAUUGCAAAUUUUAGUUCUUUUCACGCGUGUGCUUUGUCAUAGUAUGUGAACAUAAGAGGUGGAGCUUAUGGUGGAAUACUGCUUUUAUCACAUAACCGCCUUCACAGAAGUUUUUGUUGCAACCUAGUUCCUUUUAGACGCAUUGUGAGUUCAAUUCUCAAAGUUACUAGUCAACAUGCCAGAAUAUCACCAAGUUGCAGAAGUAUAGAGAGGCCCUAGAGAGAGGAUUUAUCAUUUUCUCAUUUUCCUAUGCCAUUUUUAUUUUUAAAUCUCCAUCUCUUUUUUACUGUGCUAUAGAAAAAGUAUGCUGUGCAUAUCUGUUAUUAACUUUAUAGAUAAGAUUAUAUUUUAGCUGCAAACAUAGUAUUUCUAAAAUCUAAGUCUUGCUAUUGAUCUUCCCUGUCCCAAAUAUAAAUAUUUAUAUUAAUGUUUACUUCCAUGUAUACAUGUCAAAGUUCAUGACUAAAAGAAAAGGGGCAUCCAAUAAUGACUAGAGUACCUCACUUAACCUUUGACCUUAAGUCCCCUGGGGAAAUGUUGAGAUUUUCUUCAAAGUAAAGUAAUCAAUAUGGAAUCUAGGGUUAUUUUUCAGAAGAACUCCAAUGUUUUCCUUUGUUGAAGGGGAUAAGGAAAGAAUCUUGGAUCCAACCUGAUACUUCAAAGCUUUUCAAUAAUGUAUUACUAUAAGAAGAGAAUAUCUACUCCCAACCAUUUAUCUUGAUCAGUAAGGAAUCUCCCUAUUACUUUGGAACAGUUCCAGUCUAGAAAACUGUAAUAUGCUAUGUAUAAAACAUAUAACCAGCUAAGAUCACAAUCUAAUGAAUGAUAUGUUUUGAUUUGCAUUAGCUCUUUAUGAUGUAGUAUUCUAAAGCUUAGCCCACAUUUAAACAAAAAUACAUGAAAUUGGCUCAUUUGGUUUUCAAUGUGCUUUGUGCUAUUCAGACUGUAACAAUCCAUUGGCAUGACAAUCUCAGUGAUCAUUCAUCAAAACUCACAAGCUGCAUUUUGAUUUGUAGAAGCUUAAUCUCUCAACAUCAAUGGCUAUCCCAACCCCAAGAUUCCAGUUGCUCUUCUUUUGUCCUGUGUAACUGGGUUCAUGUUAUAAUGGUUUCUAUUUUUAGUCACACCAGAGAAACAUACUAUUUUAAAUUAUUAGAAUCUGAUACCUCAGGUUUCUUUUUGACAAAUAAAGUGGUGCCAAUCCUGCAAGCACUGGUAUAAGAUUUUAAGAUAUAUCUGGCAGCAUCCUCAGCUAUAGCUUCAAAUGAUUAUUGGGAGUGGUAAAUUCUACACCCAUUCUCUGUUGAGAGGUGAUUUGACUAUAAAAGUCUGAAUUUUUGACUAUGCAGCUUUAAUUGUUUAAGAUGUCCCAUGCUGUUCCGGUUUGUUUUCUGCUGUAGGUAUAGUAUCAAGUGGAGCAUUCUACAAAAUAUGUUUUCUCUUUUUAAAAAUAAUUGUUAGCUUAAUGUGUCCUGCUCUAAAUGAUAGAUAUUUAAGCUGCAGUGGAUUUGAUGUUGCAAUUGAGUUCCAUAGUGUUUUUAAAUUGAGAGAGAGAAUAGUGAUGGACUCUACAUGACUUAGCCAUUUUAAAAACAACAGCACUGUGCCAAAAUAUAGGUGUCAGAAUCAGACGCUGAACACUUGUGAUUUAUCUUUGUGUUAAUGUACUGAAGUGAUAUUAAAAAGGCAAUACAAAGUCAAAAGGAAAAUGGUUGAUUGAUGGAAGGAAACCUGACCAUGCAGCUCUAUAGAUCACAGGAUGACCACAUUGUUGUUAGGGAUAUAUUUUGUGCUAUGUAAUCUUAAAAAUGUAGAUAUCAUAUUGAUAUACCACAUAAAUUGUCAGUAACAUCAUUCUUAGGGUUUUUAAAUCUUAAGGCUUUUCAGAUGGAGCCAAUAUUUUUUGAAGGAUUAGGUUUUUAUAACCUCUAUCCUCUGCUGGAAAUUAGAAUCAAAAUCUGUGAGACUCGUUCUUGCUUUAUUAGAAAACAAAUACAGUCCAUAUGAUUU
Pseudonaja textilis is the source of this 6787-nucleotide messenger RNA. The record is from RefSeq and is a predicted model, not a curated record. NCBI's taxonomy places the organism in Eukaryota, Metazoa, Chordata, Lepidosauria, Squamata, Elapidae.